AACCCUUUAGAUUAUAAAUCUAUAGAAAUUAGAUCAUUGUUAAGGAUUUCAGGAAGUUAAAACAAGGUUUUAUUGAAAAGUGAAUCAGAAAUAUUCAUUGUAAAAAUUAUACGGGCUUUCAUUUUAAGCAACUUGGCACCACUUAUAUUAAGUUAGGUGAUGAUUCUUAUUAGAACACAAAACAAAUAUUACGGAUACUUAUUACCACUUGUUAUAGUCAUAUUUUGAAUUAUAAAUCGUUCCAUGAUAUUUUUAUUUAAUGACUGAAACCAAUAUUUGCUAUUGAUUACUGGAUUGAAUUCCAUGAACAAUAAACUAAUGUAUCAAUAACAAAAUACAUCAGAGUCAUGAUAGAAUAUAGAUAAUAUUAUGCAAUUUUUCCGUGAGUAAGUUUAUUUCAGAGUAAAAUAAUCAUGUCAGUGAAUAAUAGAUUAAACAUGGAUGCGAGUGUCAGUGAUCUUCCGGGAAGUGUUUGGAUUAAGGCCAGAGAAGUGUUGGACACGAAUCCUGCACCAAGGAACUGGAGAGCCUUAAUUGGAACUCUGGAAACAUCUAACAUGAUUAAACAGAGAUACAAAAUCACCCCUCAGCAAGUCGAGCUCUGGGCUCAAGGGAUCGAAAGAGAAAGUGCAGCUGGGAAACUGCUUACAGAGUUGGGCUCGCAAGGCAUGACCGUCGGGGAUUUGUCAGCUCUGCUGGAAGAGACAGGCAUCGAUACGUAUCUACUGGGCCUCUCUAAAUAUGAGAAAAUAAGAAUAACACAAAGCCCAGCGAAAGAAGUGGACAUAAAUGAGGGAGAGACUCUAGUGUUGGAGAUAGCGGCCAUGGGGAAACCACACCCAAGAUUUCAGUGGUUCUUUUGUCCAGAUGGGAAAAAUAAGUUUAAUGAAUUGAAGGGAUGUACCGAGAGAACACUCACAAUAGCCAAUGUCACUUCUGCUAAUGCUGGUGGUUAUUCGUGCCAGAUCCAUAACUGUUCCGAUCCUCAGAAGACAAGGCUUACGAACAUAUCCCUCGUGAUUAUCAAGCCCAAACCGAUUUUCGUUUCUAAGAGGCUAAACCUGCCAGGUGCCAAAAACCUUUCAAAAAUGCCUCACCAUCCAUCACCAACUCCUGUUCGUCACAUAGAGCAAAAUCAUGAAAUAAGGGUAAUUUCUCAUCCUACUUCUAAGGAGCUCGAGUUGGGUGAACGUGCCUUGUUUAUGGUGGAGGCUCAAUGUGGUUUGCCCCUCCGAUACCAGUGGAUCAAGGACGGGAAAGAAAUUAAGGGUAAAACAUGUGAUGACGCGAGUUGCCAGGGCACUUACCAGUGUGAGGUCAAGGCCAUGAAAAUGACAGUAGACGGACGGGUAAUUCAGAGCAGUCGCGUGUUAACAAACCCCGCAUUGUUGCAUCUUAAGAUACCAUUUGUUAAUCUAUAUAACCCUCAUGACAAAGUGGCUUUACUGAUCGGAAACUCUGAUUACCUUUCGGCAAUUUCGUUAAAGGCCCCUCCAAACGACAUUCGGGAAAUGGCUGAAAGCCUCGUUUCAAUUAACUUCAAAGUCGUUAUGUUACUGAACUUAACCAAGCCAGAAAUUGAAAAUGCUGUCAUAGAGUUUUGUAAAUUGAUCGACAAAAACGUGUAUGUUGUCUUCUAUUUUUGUGGACAUGGUUUCGAGGAAAGAGGAGUUUCUUAUUUAAUACCGACGGAUGCCCCAUCCAUGCCCGCGUCAAAUGAAUGUGUGAAUACAAGUCUUAUCUUGUACAACUUCCAGAAAAAGAACCCGGCUCUGGUGUUCCUGGUACUGGAUACUUGCAGAAUGUCGGGCAAAGGCAAAUCCUCAGAGCCACCAAGAAGUUUUUUCACGUCGGCGCAGAAUGCAAACGUUUGCUACUGCUAUGCCACGAGUUUGGGAUUGAGUGCGCUCGAAAACACGAGUGAACAGAGAGGUCUCCUGAUACGAUAUCUUGCCCCGUUGUUAACGAAACCCAUCGGGAUUGACAACCUCGUCAUUGAACUUAAAGAAGAGUUUAGCCGUAGUCCUAAGCACUGUGAUAAACAACUUCCUGAGAUAAGGUCGAAUGUUGGUGAAACGCGGAGAUCACUGACGGACGAAAUCACUUACCUCGGACAGCAACAAGCGUACAAGGCUAGGGAACGAUUAUGGGGUAACUAUAACAACAAGCCGAGGAAUCGUGACCUGACUUUCCCAUUGCUUGGAAUUGUUCUACAGCUUGACUUCCAGUCAUACUAUAACAAUCUUUUAGAUGUCUUUGUGUUGGUGCAGGAGCAAGGAGAGACCCAACAAUGUGUUGCUUUCAUUUCCAACUUCUCUCCGAUCAUCUCCCAGUAUGGCAACAGGGAUGCGUUUAAGAGGAACGGAAAACAUGGAACGAGGACCACUCUUCAAGAUAUACAGAAGCUAAAGGACAAUCUGGUAGUUGACAUCAGUGUUGUUUUUGUGCACCGACGGGAUGGGCGACAGUACAGCAGUACUCAGAGAGUUGACCUGGGACUUCCGCUCGUGUCAAAUUUGAAACUGUGGAAGCCCGCAAUAGGCUUUGAGCCCGCGUAUCGGGAGCCUAUUGAACAAGAAGAAACAGACAGUAUCUGAGAUUAAGAAAGGUUACUGUGUUAAAUGUAUUAGAUAAAAGAGUUUGUAUUGACACACUAAUCCAACGUUUGUUUUAAUAUAUUCAAUUUAUAAGCUGAUCAUCUCUGAAUGGCAACAACAGAAACAGUUUUUCUUUGACUCUACUUAAACUCAUUUAGUUUCUAUUUACUUUGCUAUCGCUUUUGAAUGCUUUGAGAAACAACUGAUCUUGUUUUUUUAGAGAUUUGUAUCACAACCAUUUUGUACCAUUGUUAUUAGGGUUUUUUCAUAUAAGACACGAUAUUUAUGCAUUUAAAGACUUGAGUUGAUAAAAGAAAACUUAAAAUAUAGGAAAAUACAAAUACCACGUAUGUAGGGCCUUUCAAUAUAAAAAAGAUUUUCCAACGUUAUUCCUCUGAGGCUAGGUUGAAAAAGACAAAUGAAUGCUUAUUUAUCCCACUAUCAUACUUAAUAUUUUUUUUGUUAUACACGUUAUAUUCAAGGUUUUUAUUAUCUAGUUCAUGCGGUUUUUGAAGAAAAACAUUCCAGAUUUUGUCAAAGCCUUGGUGGCGAUUUUAUCAGCACCAUCGGCGGCGUGUCAUGCAAAUACAUUAACCUUGAUCGUGACUAAAUUUCUGCUGAAGAUAAUCCAAUUCCUGGUUCACAUGCGGCCAGAAAUAAUAUACGAUGCAUAGCAAAGCCAAUAUUCUAUUUCUUCAAUAAAUGUAUUGUUUAGUGCUUAGUUAACCAUCAAGUACAGUGUGUAUAUAUACGUUAAUUUAUGUUCAAUUAAGAUGAUUGUGUAAUUCUUGUAUGAUGUUCGAUAAAUAUUUGUUAUGAACCACCAAAUGUUUUUAUUUAAAUGCAAGUGCUGGUCACAAGUAAAUACAUUGUACUGCUGUUUCUUUAAUAUGUUUUAUUAAAGUAU
Mya arenaria is the source of this 3504-nucleotide messenger RNA. Its product is annotated as mucosa-associated lymphoid tissue lymphoma translocation protein 1 homolog. Gene Ontology annotation, molecular function: cysteine-type endopeptidase activity. Bases 414 to 2597 code for a protein of 727 amino acids. Gene Ontology annotation, biological process: proteolysis. NCBI's taxonomy places the organism in Eukaryota, Metazoa, Mollusca, Bivalvia, Myida, Myidae. The transcript is spliced from 14 exons. The record is from RefSeq and is a predicted model, not a curated record.